Molecule: messenger RNA, 4089 nt
Organism: Helicoverpa armigera (cotton bollworm)
Lineage: Eukaryota; Metazoa; Arthropoda; Insecta; Lepidoptera; Noctuidae
Exons: 15
Coding region: 119-2944 (941 amino acids)
Source: RefSeq, a predicted model, not a curated record
UUGUGGUUGUCAGAAAAAAAAAUAAACAUCAAAACAUUGAUCGAUCGAUUCGAUCACAAAAGUAUAAAAUGUUGUAAAUUGUUAGAAAUAAAGCUACAGUCUAAAAGACAACGUAAUCAUGUUUAUUUUUGUGAAGAGAAAUAUUCUCCAGACUCUGUCGUUUAUAUCAGGCAUCGGUUUAGUAACAUGUAUCGUUUUACACUGCACCACAAAAAUUUCACCAUUAACUGGAAUAUCGUUUCCUGGUUACGUGCUAGGUGUAUUUCUGGUUUGCGUACAUAUUACUUUUAGGUUUAUUCAGGCUACGAUGCUUUUGCAAAAGCCUAUAAAGUAUGAUUUGGAUGUUAUAAUGGACGAGUAUCCGUAUAUGACGGUGGUGAACGAGCUGAUUCGGAAGCGGCGUAAGAAGAAGUCUCGUGUGUCGGAGAUUCGGGAGUAUGACACGGAUGAGCUGAGCGUGAUCUCGACGGUGCUGGAGCGAAAGCUGGUGUCGUCGUGGUACGUGCCCUACAUCUCGCAGGAGAUCGGGUUCCCCUUCGCGUGUAAACAAAUGUUGGAUCAAAUGAUUGGCAAAAGCUUUCAGAUCUGCAACAAGAUAGAAAUCAAAGAUGUGUACGUAGAUUUGACCACCAUCUUGACGAGUCACCUGAAUGAGUACCAGAGAGCUCAGAAACGUCAAGAGAACUCACUUAGUAUUCCAGUGGAAAACUUUUACAAAAAGUCUCACCCUGUUUUUAACCCUGCUAAUAAGCUUCAGCCAGCAGACCACUGUACCAACUUACUCCGCAUAGUAUUCAAAGAAUUGAUCCCCUGGGAACUCUGGGACACGCCACAUUCGGAACUACUAGUACGCAUCUUAUCAAAGAAACUCGACAACUUCAUAGACAGCACUCUAGCCGACCCAAGAUGGCUGAACGAUAAGUUGCUAACAAUUCUGCAAGGAAUACAGGAACCAACAGUUUUUGAAGUGAAGAAAGAACCGGAAAAGGCCCCAGUGCCUGAAGAAGUACCAAAAGGAAAAAAACCUGAACCGGUAAAUACAGUUACCGAAUCACCACCAGUUGUACCUAAAAAUACAGUUAUGCAAGUGGUUCAAGAGGAUUCGAAAGUUGAAACGGAAGUGGAGAAGAUAGAGAGUAUUGUAGAAGAGGUACCGGUGACUAGUUCAGAGCCUGUUGACAUAAAGACCUCACCUGUUUUGAGGCAGAGGCGAGGCAGGCAAGGCAGGAAUGAAGUCAAGAUCUACGAUAGGAUUAUUGAAGGCAGUGUAAAAACCUGGGAGACAGACAUAGACCUGCAGUGCAUCAGCCUGGGCCAGGACCUGCUGGCGAGCCUGGACGGGGAGAUCACGCUGUCUCGCCUGUGGGGGCACGAUAAUGACGGCUCCCCCAACCCGCCGCGAGGGAAGAGCCCGCAGCCGCUGUGGUUCGGCGAAGAAGAGACAAUAGAAGUGGACCCGCUAGACGCCAACAUAUUCAAAGACCAGCAAACAAAGAAGGAACAGAGUCCGAAGCCCGCGGACGCCUUGCUGAAGGACCUGCAGUCCACCGUUAGGGAGGCCAAGACCAAGAUAGGGGAUCUACAGGUGUCCCACACACUUGCCUUAGAUGUGCCCCGCAAGCAAAACUCCAGUGAUGAAGCGGCCGGCAUGAUGGAAGGGCUCCUGGACUUCGGCAUCGCUGGCCUCAAGAAAGGACUCCGAUUUACUGGACUCAGCGAUGACUCGGACAAGUCUCCCUCGCACCGAGCCAGCGAUCGCUCGCCGCCGGCCGAGCCGCGCCCGAUGAUUGCCGAACAUAAGGAACCACAUACUAAGGAGAACAAUAACGGACAUAGAGAUGAGAACAACGUGCCACAAUUAGUGAAGCAGCACAGAGUGACGUCACAGGAUAUCGUGCCAUCUUUGCCGCGUGCUGUGCCCCGCGCCGAGGGUCUGCCGGCGCCGCUGCCGGAUUCGCCCGAGCCGGAGUACGAGGAGGCGGCCGACCUCUCCACCAGCAUCGCCAAGCUGCGCUGUCUGCUGCAGCAGCGCGCCGAGACCAGCCCCAGGGCGGAGCGCGCGGAGGAGGUGUGGUGGGAGAGCGCGGAGGAGACACGCGGCCGCGCGCAGCAGCACCACUCGCUGCGGCCCGUCGACACCGCCACGCUCGCUGAUGAAUACGACAUGAACAUGGAACACAGGAACUCGUCACCCAGUCAGACUUCUAACAAUAUGCAGAGACUCGACAAACUGUUCCAGCGCACAGUGACGGGUGUGUUCAACUCUCUGAAGACGGCGGUGGGUGCUGAAGGGGAGCAACCAACCCGCACGCUACACGACUGGACUUAUGUCGCUACGGCUAUAGAUCUUAAUGUAUGCGGCGCGGUGUCGCGGCUGGUGGGGUCGCGUCGCGCGUGCUCGCACGUGGAGGCGGCGCUGGACUCGCUCGACCAGCUGCCCGCCCACCGCCGCCUGCCCGCACACGAGCCCGUCGACUACGACGAGUGGUGCGCGGCGUGCGGCGCGGGGUGGAGCGGCUCGUGCGCGGUGCUGGCCGCCACGGGGCUCAUGAAGUCACAUGUCGCACACAGGCUCGCCACCAUGAUCAUUGCGGACAUAGGCGAGGCUCUCAUAGACGUCUGGCUGUCGGACUUAGCAGCCUGGCUGCGGAAGCAGGUGUUCGUGGUCUUCGAACAGAUGCAGAAGGACAGCGACUACUUCCAGCCCAAGGAGAACUUGAGACCUUUCGACCUGGAUGAGACCUGCGAGGUGCUCAUGAAGAAAUUGCCAGCUGUAAUGUACGCGUUCGGAGCCGAGAACCUGUCCCCGGCAGUCCGCCUCCUGGUCACCAGCCUGUCUUCCAAGCAGAUCAACAGUGACGUCACAUACCGCGCCCUCGACAUACUCGUCGCGCACUUUAAAAAAUCUGCCGCCCUUAGAAACCCUUCCUUUGAUAAUAAUUAGAUUACCUGCACUAAUAUUAAUAUUACUAUGGCCUGUUAACUUCCAAAAAAUAUGAUUAAAAUAAUAUAGUGUAGUUUUACCUGACUGCAAAGAAGUGUUUGGCAUGUAUAUUGAAGGCGUGGUAAUCGAAUCUUCUAAAAUCUAAAUGGUCAAUGAUGAUAAGUAAAAAGUAUGUAUAAGAUACUGACUUGAUUUAGUGCCAAUUUAAAGUGAACAAAAUCAAUUUAAGAAAUCUUGUGAAACCCGUUAUUGCCUGACAUAUUGAUGAUUUCAUAUAAUACCACUGACCUCUAUAUUUACCACUGGACAGGCUGUUGUCAACGUGCUUUUGUGCCCGUUUGAUAAUCGCCAUUUUGGCGCUGUUAGACGUAGCGAGUGUUCGUGGUACUAAAAUUAUUUUACAGUGAACCAAUGAACAAACACGUCUCUCGCAGCCAUUUGAAAUUAUACGUCAAAAUUAGUUCUGUAAAAUCACUCGCUUAGACGAUAUUGGCGCUUCAAAUGGGCACAAAAAAAUUGCUGUCAAACGUACGGAACAGCCGGUCCAGUGUGUAAAUAUAGAGGUCAGUGUAUAAUACACAUCCAUUCCACUAUGAUAUCAAUAGUUUUACAGCAACAGAUCUCAUUGAUAUAACUUACUGUAAUUAUUUUAAUAUUUUACAUGUUGUCUACUUACCACCGAGAUUAAAGUACAUACUUUUAACCAGUGGAGUAGCGUGGCUGUCCGUUGCCCGGGGCAGAAUACGUUGAUGGUGAUGAUGAUAGUAAUGAUGGUGAUGAUGAUGAUGAUAAGGAAUAGGGAGUGCACCUGCGUCUGCGCAAAUGCUCGUGCACUAUAAUACGUCCUGCGCAGCUGGCUGAUCUCCUUAUGGAGGAUAGCUGCCGUGGCCGACAAUCGGCAGGACGUCAUCAAUAUUAUUAUUUUUUAGUUUUGUAUGGUUCUAGUCUAAUUUCAGAUCUGAUGUUAAAAUGCUGAGAUUAAAAAAAUAUCGUGAUUUUAUUUUAUUUUGUUUGAUGUUAUAAUAAUUAUGUGAAUUGACAUUCCGUUUUUAUACUUAGUUGUAAACUUUAUUUUACUAUAUGAUAAGCAAAUUAAUGUACCUACAAUGUUUAAUCGUUAUUAAUAAAGGAUUUCAUGAAUUCAA